AUGAAUACAAGAAGGCAUUGGAAGAAGAUACUGCUUUUAAUUACAAAGUUCUUGCUAGUAAACAGUUAUACAAUCUUAUGAAAAAGCAUAUUUCGAAGAAAUGGGAAAAUCGUAAAAAUCUCGAUAUUUCAGAAGGUACUUUUUUGGAGGAGACAUCAGACAGUUUGAAGAAUGACGAAGCUAAGCUCAAAGUGCUGGAAACGGCAGCAGUCAGGAAAACUCAUGAAUAUAGAGAUACUUUAAGUGAGUGCAUAUAUUCAUCAAGUAUAAAUCAAAGUACAAUAAAGCUAUGGCAAGCCUAUUACGAUUCACCAUUUGUUGAAUUUGGUGAUGAUUAUGUGUGAAAAGCAGACGCGUUUAAUUAGUCAUCAACACACAGACGUCUGACGGACAUAAUUUUUCACAACUAUUCCAUAAUAUUCACUCA
Molecule: messenger RNA, 427 nt
Organism: Trichobilharzia regenti
Lineage: Eukaryota; Metazoa; Platyhelminthes; Trematoda; Strigeidida; Schistosomatidae
Source: the annotation of a GenBank genome assembly